UAAAUUCUAUAUUAUUAUAAUGAAUAAGAAAUCUGCCUAUAACAAUCUAGUGACUAAUGGGAUAAGGAAGAAGCAGAUGAUGAUGAACAAUUUAGUGACUAAUCACUUGUUUGUAUGUACUACAAUAGUACUGGAAUUUCAAUGAAUGAAAUUUCAUUAAUUCAUCAAACGGUAGUCCCGUUUUGAGAAUAGACGUACAAUCUUUCUAAAACUUGCAUAAAAUUUCAUAUCAUUGCUUGAUUGGUGUUGAAUUGAAUUGGACUAUUUGACCCUACAAUUGUUUUUAUUUUUAAUAUUAUUUACCAUUUGUAGAAUGUUUCAUACCAGAAAAAGCAAAGUAGGUUGUUAAGUAUAUAAUAAAAUGAAUAAUAAUUUAUUUAUCAAAAUUUGUUGACUCACUGCUAUUUGUUUUGAUGUCGGUGGUGUGUAUUACCGGACAAAGUUCGCGAUACAAUAGUUUUAUCACAUUUCCUUUGUCGUUUCCGCAGCAUGCUGCCCACCAUUCUGAUAACAAGUCCAUGUUUUAAUGCUACAGUUUGUACCCAUAAAACAUCAAUUUGUUUUUUCCUAUUCCUUAAAAUGUCAAUUAGUAGAAACACUCGAAAUUGAAGGAGAUAAAUUUAUCAGGCAUUACUUUGUAUCGGUCUAUCUUUCGUAUCUAUGUUUAUAGCAAAUAAUAUUUGUCAAGAGCCUUGUCACAGACGCGUAGAAAGAUAAAGCAUUUUACAUACGUUUAUGCAAUUGUCACGGUGCCAAACUCAGCUGGCCCCCGCGUCUAUCUUCAGUCGAGUGCGUUCCUUAGCGGGAAGUGUAUGGCGCGAGAUGUGUUUGCAUGUUCGCCUACUCUGCGGUGCGCUCUGGUGGCCGGUGCUGGUGCGUUGCGCCCGCGCAGCGAACACCUACGACGACGGCUAUGAUCAGCAACUCAAAGAUGAGCUCGGCGAGGUGGUGGCCGAGUUGGAGGCCUUGGACGGCCAAGAGGAGUGUAAGCAGAAUAGUAAAGCCAAACAGAUGAGCAUAGGACGAAAGAAAUUUAAUAUGGACCCCAAGAAAGGUAUCGAGUACCUAUACGAGAAUGGCUUACUUCAGAGGACCCCGGAAGAUGUGGCACAAUUCCUACAUAAAGGCGAGGGUCUGAGCAAGACAGCCAUUGGCGAUUACCUUGGUGAACGGUCGGACUUUAACGAGGCAGUGCUAAGAGCCUUCGUAGAAUUACACGACUUCACAGACCUAAUUCUAGUGCAAGCACUUAGACAAUUCCUUUGGAGUUUCCGCUUGCCUGGCGAGGCACAGAAAAUCGACAGGAUGAUGGAGUGUUUCGCGCAGCGGUAUUGCCAGUUGAAUCCGGAUAUUUUCACUAACGCGGAUACGUGUUACGUGCUUAGUUUCGCCAUAAUCAUGUUGAACACGUCGUUACAUAACCCCAGCGUGAAAGACAAACCUUCCCCGGAACAGUUCGUUGCCAUGAAUAGAGGGAUCAACAAUGGUGGAGACCUACCUCAGGAGUUGCUCUUGUCUUUAUACGAGUCGAUAAAGACGGAGCCAUUCAAAAUACCCGAGGACGACGGCAACGAUCUCAUGCAUACCUUCUUCAAUCCGGACAAAGAGGGGUGGCUUUGGAAACAAGGAGGAAGAUAUAAAUCAUGGAAGAGGAGGUGGUUCAUAUUAAAUGACAACUGUCUGUACUACUUUGAAUACACGACAGACAAAGAGCCUAGAGGCAUCAUUCCGUUAGAAAACAUAUCUGUUCGUCCCGCGAGUGAUCGACAACGGCCGCACUGUUUGGAAUUAUACGCGAGCGGUGGCGCCGAUCUCAUCAAGGCGUGCAAAACGGACUCGGAAGGGAAAGUUGUUGAAGGGAAACAUACUGUAUACAGAAUGUCAGCAGCGACAGCGGAAGAACGAGACGAAUGGAUCGUGUGUCUCCGUCGGUCGAUAAGUCAUAACCCCUUUUAUGAUAUGCUCGCACAACGAAAGAAGAAGGCACAACAUAAUGUACACUCCAGCUCCCACUAGUCCCCAGACAUACAGAUAAAUUAUUAUAUAAGCAAUAGAGGAUUUUUCUACAUAUUAUGAACUGUUGUUAUUCGUGUCAAAGCGCCCUCUGGUGUCAACACAACUAACCUUCGUUGUAGGUACACGAAGACCUUUUAUGUGGCACAAUGUAUUGUAAGCAACAAUACAAUUCUUUAUGACACAUUGGUGCGUAUGUAGUUUUUUAUUAGGACAAUUAUGUGAAAAUAGAAGCUAUGGACAAGUCUUAUGUAAGCAAAUACUACUACCGUGUAAGAUAUGAUCUCAAUGGUAGGUAAAGCGAUAAGUGAAUAUUACUAGUGGAAUAAUUAUACAUGUUAGGCUUCAGUACCAUCAUAAAGCCUAUAUUGACUAAAGCUGUAAGUAUAUGGAUUCUAAAAGCCGGCCUCAUUAGAGAUUUUGCGUAUUGCUUCAUUUGAUUUGAUAAAAUACGUACUCAAUUCGUACUAUGAAUUCUUGAAUUGAUUGAAAUUUUAUUCAAAGAUAUAGUUUACAAUUUUGUCAUAUUGAGAUGGAAAUGUUGAAGAAUGCAUAUUGGUAUUGUUGUAAACAUAUAUUUUUUUAUUAUACUACAUCCAAUCAAUAAUAUUUUACACUUAUUCAUACUACUGUGUGCUUACUAUAUGUAACCACAAGUUAGUACAUAAAAUAAGCGUAUAAUUAAGAAUAUGCAAUUUAAUAUCACUUGUGCAAAUGUUUGUUUGAAAUGUAAAGAAAAAAUUUUACAUGGAAAAUUUUUGCCAAUGAAUAUUUUUUACAACGACGAAUUAUUUUAAUAUUGCUCUAGCUGUAGACGGCCUUUUGUUGAAAACACCAUUUAUUUGAACAAAAAGCAUAUUGCAAAUGUUCAAUUUAAGUAUAAAAAAUCAACAUCAAUAUGAAAAUGUAGACGUCCAACUUAUACAAUUGAUUUGUCGUUAGUUAUUAGUGGUCGGACUUCAACAACAUGUGAUAUUUACAGUCGUGAUAUGGACUGACAAGAGUAUAUUGUAUAUUGCGAUUUGCAUAUCAUACAAUACGUUAAUAUAUCAUGAUCGUCGGCAUUUCAUGGUUGUCGCCAUAUUGUCCAUGUAAAUAAAAUGGUAAGACUGAAAACAUUAUGAUGUACAUUUUAAUACAUUUGUUUUCUUCAGUUGAAAAAUUAUGCAGUGUAUCGUAUUAUUUGCGUAUACUGCGACAUAAUUUUAAAUAUUAUUAUGAAUACUAAGUAUUUUCACGUCACCGGAGAAUAAAAUGAGAACCAUACAUGCGAUAUAUACAGAGCUCAAAAAUUGUAUUCCUGUCUUUUAUAGAUAUUUUCAUAAUUUUCGUAAGCACAUAUUAACUCGUUUAUAAUCGACAAAAAUAUUGAAACAGUUUCAUUCUUAUUUACUUCAUAAUGUAGGCACAUUCUGUUUUUAAUUAAUUAGAUAAUUUUACUGUUUUCAAUCCUUUUUGGUUAACUGAAUUGUUAUACAAACUUGAAUAUUUGAUGUAAUUAAUAUUUUUUAUCUGAGUUGUUUACUCAGCAAACAAUGGUUACAUUAUUUUUAAAUUUCCUUAAAAUUUUACGAUUGUCUUUUUAUUCGCCGGACACGGCCAUAUGUGCUUUUAUAUCAACGUUCAUCAAUCAUGCUUCUCAUUGCCUCGACAAUAAUAUUGUAAAUCAAAGUUUCCAGACCUGGCAAGACUUUAGUUUUAGCGCGAUAGCGGCACUCCACUUUCGCUAAAGCAGACAUGAAAAGGGAAAAUUUCACAUCUGCUUUCGUUGACAGCGGUCCUAAGUGAAUUUGUAUUCAAAGAAAGUAUUAAUUUUACGAUAAAUAUAAUGUAACAUACAGAAUAAUGUAAAGUAAUGUAUAAAUAGUAUAGUUUUAUCAUAGAUUUAUGAUAUAUUGCCCAUUUGCCAUCGCUUUUACUUAUUUCUCAGAUUGUAAAUAUGGCUGUAUGAGAUAAUUACUGUGUUGUUUUAUAUGAAAUCAUUUUUAUGUAAGUAGUAUGAGGCACGCGAGUUGUAUCGAAGUAACAUUCCUACAUAUUUAUUUUGUAUCUACAAUUAAUAUAAUUUUUCAUAUCUUCAUUUUGUAGUACUAUUCCUUUCAUUGUGUAUGUCUUGUUUUCUACAUAUAUUAUACAUGUAUUAAGUUUAUUUAUUUAUAUACAUACUAUCAAACACUUAAUUAUGUAACUUAUUAUUUCGUAAUGUGGUUUCAUUUAAAAAUGAUUAAAAUUGUCUUCUAAGGUUUUUGGAUUUAUUGAUAUUAAUUAAAUUUGAAAGUUUUUACAUGAUCAAAAUGCGUGUUAAACGAAUUAUCGUGUUGUGGUUGAUAUUUGAUGAAGGUGCCUAAAUCGAUCUGUAAUUAGUGUUUAACUUUAGUGGUAGAUAAGUAACGUAAAACGCUGUAAAUUCGCCUCAGAAAUGUUAAUUUAUCUCAAUUGUAAUGUUUUAUAUGACAAUGGUUAUUGUGCAUAAUAAUUGUGUUGUAAAUAAUUUUGUAAGAAAUGAUUAUACAUAAAUAUCUUUAUUUAUAA
This is a messenger RNA of Achroia grisella, 4545 nucleotides long. It is a transcript of the gene step, whose product is annotated as cytohesin-1. The transcript is spliced from 8 exons. Gene Ontology annotation, biological process: regulation of ARF protein signal transduction. Lineage: Eukaryota; Metazoa; Arthropoda; Insecta; Lepidoptera; Pyralidae. The record is from RefSeq and is a predicted model, not a curated record. Bases 736 to 2016 code for a protein of 426 amino acids. Gene Ontology annotation, molecular function: guanyl-nucleotide exchange factor activity.